CCAGCCGCCGCCUUGCCCUGUGCCGCACGGCCGCCGGGCUGGCCCCGGGUGAGCGGCACCGCGGGGCAUCGUGGUGGCCGUGGCCUGGCCGGGGGUGGGCGUCCCCCGUCACCACCGCACCUCGCCUCGCCGGCACGGUCGGCUCCACCACCCGCCCUCAAACUUGUUUUUCUGCCCGGCAGCUUCCUGGAGCCAAAUGGCUCCUGCCGGCCUGCUCCCUGUCUGCGGCCUGCUCUGCGCCUGGGCGGCCGCGGUGGCGGGACACCCCUGCAGCCUCCACAGCCAGCUCUGCAAGCGUAGUUAAUUAAGACAUUUGAACUUCUGGGCAGUCUCAGUCCAGAGAUCCUCCUCAGUACAGAGAGCCCAUCACAGACAGCAGCUCUUUCCCCAGGGAUGGGCCGACUGCAACGGGAAGAACCUUCUGUAUGCUCCGAGCUCCCUUCCAAGAAAUAUCACUGGCUUGGACCUCUCCUUCAACAGCUUGGUCAUGCCUCGUCAUGGGACACUUUUGAUGCAUUUUCCUUCCCUGCACUCCCUCAACCUCUCUGGCAAUGCCCUGCUCACACUGAGCCCCGCUGUCUUUUCCAACCUGGGGGCACUACGGCUGCUGGACGUGAGCAGCUGCAGCAUCACCUCUCUACAUACAGACACUUUCAAGGGCUUGGAAAGCUUGCACACACUGCUCCUAAGAAACAACAGUCUGCAAGAGCUGGAGGUCCCAUUCUUCCUGCCGCUGAGAGGUCUUCUCCACCUGGACCUGCGGAGCAACGCGCUGCUGUCCGUGGAUGCUUCAACAUUGCAGCUGAUGGAGGCUGUCCCUGAGGUCCAGCUGGAUGGGAACCCCUGGGUCUGUGACUGUGCUGCUCAUCCCUUGCAGCAGUGGCUAAAGCGCAGACAAGCCAUGCAGGUCACCUGUGCAUCACCCCCAGAGCUGUGGGGACAGGACAUCGCAGCUCUGGACUCCCAGGACCUGGGCUGCCAAAAAAAGCAGCGGUUUCCACGGGAUGUCAGCCCGGAGCAGCUGACCACAGCCACCCACAAUGACACCACCACCGUGCCUGUGGGGAAGGGAGGAAGGAGCUGGCCGUACCUGGUGGGCUUCCUGGUGACAGCCAUCAGCAUCUCCAUCCUGGUGGCGCUGGUGGCCAAGUGCAAGCUCUGCCACAAGAACUUCGUCAGCUACCACCACCGGCCGCUGCCCGAGACCAGCUCGAUUGGAGGCAACCCCAUGGAGGAAGGCCUGGGCUGGGACAGGGGCUCCUCAGGCUGGGGUGACGGCGAGAGCCACCCCAUGCCCAAUGUCACCGGCCUGCAAGCUGAGGAUGACGACGGCUUCAUCGAGGACAACUACAUCCAGCCCAGCGAGCAGCUGCGGGAGGAGGAGGAGGAGGAGGAGGAGGAGAGGCAGUCACACCUCUCCAUCUGAGGCUGCUGCCCCUCUCCAUCCCCAUGCCCCCAUCUCCUUCCUGCCUUUUCCACUUGCCCUUGGCUUUUGUCCCCAUGCGGAGGGGAGCAGGAGGGAAGGAGUGGGGAGAAGGGGUCCCCAUGCCCCAGUGUGAUGCCAGCGGGGCUGCACCGGUUUGGAGACACCAGACACGCUGCUGCUCUCCCAGCCCUGCUCGGGUGCUGAGGAGGAGCAGGACGGUGCUGACUGCAGCUGGACGAGGAGGAUUAAAAUGUGAUUAAAGCGUGAUUUAACCCUG
Anas platyrhynchos (mallard) is the source of this 1703-nucleotide messenger RNA. RefSeq names its product chromosome 8 C1orf210 homolog (gene C8H1orf210). The record is from RefSeq and is a predicted model, not a curated record. NCBI's taxonomy places the organism in Eukaryota, Metazoa, Chordata, Aves, Anseriformes, Anatidae. Gene Ontology annotation, molecular function: protein binding.